Messenger RNA from Oenanthe melanoleuca, 1280 nucleotides. It is a transcript of the gene MGST3, whose product is annotated as microsomal glutathione S-transferase 3. The coding region runs from base 741 to 1184 and encodes 147 amino acids. Gene Ontology annotation, molecular function: glutathione peroxidase activity; glutathione transferase activity. The transcript is spliced from 6 exons. The record is from RefSeq and is a predicted model, not a curated record. NCBI's taxonomy places the organism in Eukaryota, Metazoa, Chordata, Aves, Passeriformes, Muscicapidae. Gene Ontology annotation, cellular component: membrane; nuclear envelope; endoplasmic reticulum.
UGAGGCGGUGCUGAGGGCAGUGCUGCAAGCAGUGCUGCAAGCAGUGCUGAGGGUAGUGCUAAAGGCGGUGCUGAGGGCGGUGCUGAGGGCAGUGCUGAGGGCAGUGCUGCAAGCAGUGCUGAGGGUAGUGCUAAAGGCGGUGCUGAGGCGGUGCUGAGGCGGUGCUGAGGGCAGUGCUGAGAGCGGUGCUGAGGCGGCGCUGAGGCAGUGUUGAGGGCAGUGCUGAGGGCGGUGCUGAGGGCGGUGCUGAGGGCGGUGUUGGGGCGGUGCUUGCAAGCAGAGCUGAGGCGUUGCUGAGGGCGGUGUUGGGGCGGUGCUUGCAAGCAGUGCUGAGGGCGGUGCUGCAAGCAGAGCUGAGGCGGUGCUGAGGGCAGUGCUGAGGGCGGUGCUGCGGGCAGUGCUGAGGCGGUGCUGAGGCGGCGCUGAGGCAGUGUUGAGGGCAGUGCUGAGGGCGGUGCUGCGGGCAGCGCUGAGGCGGUGCUGAGGGCGGUGUUGGGGCGGUGCUUGCAAGCAGUGCUGAGGCGUUGCUGAGGGCGGUGUUGGGGCGGUGCUUGCAAGCAGUGCUGAGGGCGGUGCUGCAGGCGGUGCUGCGGGCGGUGUUGGGGCAGUACUGAGGCGGUGUUGGGGCGGUGCUGCGGGCGGUGCUGAGGGCAGGACGGCCCCUCUGCCGCUCCCUCCCCUUCCCCUCCCGGCUCAUUCCCGCGCUGCUGGGCUGCUCCGCACCGCGCUGAGGCACCACGAUGACUGUUCUCUCCAAGGAAUAUGGCUACGUCCUGCUGACCGGGGCUGCCAGCUUUGUCAUGGUCACGCACCUCGCCAUAAAUGUGAGCAACGCCCGCAAGAAGUACCAUGUGGAGUACCCAACCAUGUACAGCACAGACCCUGAACAUGGGCAGAUGUUCAACUGCAUCCAGCGCGCGCACCAGAACACAUUGGAAACCUACCCUGCUUUCCUGUUCUUUUUAAGCACUACUGGACUCUACCACCCGAGAGUUGCCACAGGGCUUGGCGUGGCCUGGAUCUUUGGGAGACUCCUCUAUGCCUAUGGCUACUACACAGGAGAUCCCAAAAACCGAAACAGAGGGGCCCUUGGCUCCCUGGCACUCCUUGGGCUGGUGGGCACAGGCGUCUAUUCAGCCUGCCAGCACCUGGGCUGGGUCUGUGAGCCCAGGUGCAGAUGCUAAAGAGAGUUUUCUUCUGUUUUCUUUUAGAACACUUGGCUUCCAGUGUUUGUUCUCUUUUCUUACUCAAUAAAGGAAGUUGUUCGUUCUGUGUUUCCA